GUUCGCUCUCCUUCGUAAUUUCACGCUUGAUGCGAACGGAGACGAAAGCUCUAAAGCAAGCCACGAAUAUUUGACCAAACAAUGCAAACUUUACGAAGAACCAAACAGUUCUUACUUUUCGAUACGUUUGAAACGUACGGCCGACGAAAUCUGGUUAAACAAAAGAAAAUGUUCCAGUUUACGGCUAACGCAAAUAUUAUGUGGAAGAAGAAUACAUAAGUGUGCAUUUAAGGAGUUCUAAUCUUAGCAGUAAUUAUGAAUGUAGACAUACCCACAUACAUAUGUAAAUUCCCUUAAAAAUAAACCUACGCAUAAACGUAUAUGCAAUUUAAUAGAUAAAGAAAAUGCACACAUAUGUAACUCACUAAGCUAUCUAGUAUGCAACAGAAAAGAGGAGAACAAGAGCUUCGCGGAUGGAAUGCCUACGCGUGCCAGCAAGUGAACUACAGAAAAUUACAAUAAAAAUGUGAUUCAUAUGUACCUUUUCUUAAUGUAAUGAAACACUAAUAUAAACAUAGUAAGCACUUUUAACAGUCAACAUAAAAACAAAAUAAUAAUAUUAAUAUAAAAAUACUGGUAAUAAUAAUAAAAAAUAGUUGCAAGACAAAUAAAGUUCAGCCGAAAAAUUGUUAGCAGAACAUGACGCGGAAAAGAAGCCUACUCCGACUAUUUUAUUUUUAAACAUGAAAACAAGGAAACUUAAGUUUUGAGAUCAAAUUAAACAACUAAAAAUUCACAAAAAGUUAUAAAUUUACCUACACGAGCAGUAUAAGGACAAAUUCGUUAUGUUAUAAUAAUACAAAUGGUUAGGACAAAAACACAUAUGCGCAAAUAUGAUAAAACAAAAAUUGCCUUCAAAUAUAAAGUGUUGUCAAAUACCCAAACCAAAGAGCAAAGUGAGCAAUUCUAACUAACAUUAGAUACAAUUAAAUCAAGUUAAAGUUAAGGAAUACAGAAGUAUUGCUCCAAGUAAAUCUUAAAUCAACGAAUUCAGAAAAGUGAUCACGAAUUUUUCGUAAAUAAAACCAGACAAAAAAUUAAAACGAAAACACAAGCAUAUAUUUUAGGCUUAAGCGUUCUUUGUUAUUAGUGAUUUUUAGGCGUCGUUGUCGUUAGCCGUCAAAUAACUUUUAUGUAGAUGUCCGUAUUGUCAAAUAUUUUGCAUAUUUGCGCUUAGUUGACUAGUUAUCCAAUAUAUAAACCAAAUUAAAUAAACAUAAAUAUUAGAUGAAAAUAUUAUGUGAAUAACAGCAAAGUGCCAGUGCAACGGAGUUCCGAUGAAAAACUAAAAGAAGAUAAAAAUAUUUUAAACAAAAUAAAAAAAAUUCCUAUAAAAUAUUAAAAUGAUAUGCACUGCAAUAAAAAUAAAAACAAAAACAUAACGCAAAAUAAAUAAAAGCAAAGUUGAAGCAAAUAUCCCUACGGAGUACAGGUCUAAUGAAAUGUAUACCAAAUACAAAUAAAUUUUAAAUUUUGAAUUUCCAAUCAAGCUUUCAAGUUUAAAUUGAUUGCUGAUAGCAAAUCAAAAACGAUUGCUUAAAUGUGGGUGCAAAAAUUACUAAAUCAGAAUAAAUAACAGAAUUUAAAGCAAGUUUAUCAAUAUUAAAAUUAUCUGAAACAUAUUGAGAUUUCAAAUUUCAAUUGCAAAUACUUUUAAACUAUUUCGAAAACACUUGUGAAACCUACAAUCAAACACUAAAUUAAUAAAAACAAAUACUCUGUAUUUCAAUAUUCUGUAUGAACUCAUAAAAACUGCAUUAGUAAUAAUAACAUUCAAAGAGGCACGGAGAGACCAGAUCCUUUCGAACAAGGAUUUGGAAAGCGAAAAUUACGAUUCGAUAAUUUAUGGAAAAACCGGGAUUUGUUUCAACUCACGGACGUUAAGGUAUCAGCUGCACCCUAAAUUUCGCGUUUUUGUGAGGGCUGAGUGGAUUGAAGUUGAAAGACCUUUUUACAGUCAAUAUCCACACAUGCUUCUGUGCAGCAAACUGGGCACGCCAAAGCACAUAAGGACAGCUUGACGUAGAAAAUCUGCAAUCAAAAUAAGCGGCAACUCAACUAUCCCUCGUGCUCGCUGAAAGCACUGUUUUUCAAAAAGACAUGCGCGAGGAAUGUUAUCUCGAUAUGUACUUGAACUUAAAGCACAUCUACAAGGAUGCAGCAGUGGACCAAAAGCAACAAUGGCGUGUGUUUUAUUGUUGUUUGAUUUCUCUAUACAACAACUAGGCAAAAGGAGAAUGGCUAAUAUAAUUUUGAUUGCUUGCCUCUCUGUACUUGGCAUCAUAAUUGCCAUCGCGUUAUUUCUUGCUGGUGGUUAUCUUUGGUGGCGCCACAAACGUUCACAACUUCAGUUUAUCGAACCGAAUGAGGAUGAGGGUUCGAGCAGCUAUAGUCUGAGACUUCCUCAAUCUUCAACUCAGGAGAUGCCGGACACAUCACUUCCACCUACGAAAACGCAACAGUAUCAAACCACCGCCCAAUCACUAGCUACUCCAUUACAAAAUAAUAUCAAUCGUAAAUUGAAUGGAUUUCUCAAUUUAAAAACUCCAUUGAUCGGGUGAGUCUAUCAUGAGCAAAUAUCUAUACUUAAAAAAAUCACUAGCUAACU
Anastrepha obliqua is the source of this 2608-nucleotide messenger RNA. RefSeq lists its product as uncharacterized. Bases 2112 to 2561 code for a protein of 149 amino acids. The transcript has 7 exons. Lineage: Eukaryota; Metazoa; Arthropoda; Insecta; Diptera; Tephritidae. The record is from RefSeq and is a predicted model, not a curated record.